AUGAAAGAAAUCAUUACCAACGCCGAUCCUCACCGUUCCAGAAAAGAGUUUUACGAAGAACUUCUCGAGCAAAUUAAAUCUAUUUGUGAAGACCAAACUUUUUGGGUAUCAUUUGACAAUCGUCUUAGAGUCAAGUCUUCACAAUUUAACAAACCAGUUCUUUCUGCUCAGGUCACAAAUCUUUCUAACGCCUCUGCUGUUAUAUAUCAUGCUUUAAGAUCAUUAGAGCACUUUCAAAAAAAGCCUAUCAACUGGUGUGGAUUUUACCUUACAGAUCGUAAAAACGAUGAGUUGCUAAUUCUCGGACCUUUUCAAGGAAAGGUUGCUUGUACAGCCAUUCCUUUCGGUAAGGGUGUUUGUGGUGCUGCUGCUCGUACGAAGCAGUCUCAAGUGAUCCGUGAUGUACAUGAGUUUCCUGGACAUAUUGCUUGCGAUUCUGCUUCCAAUUCUGAAGUAGUGAUACCACUUAUUAAGGAUAAUCGUGUUCUGGGUGUCCUUGAUAUUGACUGCGAGAAAAUAGAGGGAUUUACUGAAGAAGAUAAAGAAGGCUUGGAAAAAAUUGCCAAGGCUAUUGUAGAUAGUUGUGAAUGGCCUAGUAAUUAA
Mycotypha africana is the source of this 603-nucleotide messenger RNA. RefSeq names its product GAF domain-like protein. The coding region runs from base 1 to 603 and encodes 200 amino acids. The record is from RefSeq and is a predicted model, not a curated record. The transcript is spliced from 3 exons. NCBI's taxonomy places the organism in Eukaryota, Fungi, Mucoromycota, Mucoromycetes, Mucorales, Mycotyphaceae. Gene Ontology annotation, cellular component: cytosol. Gene Ontology annotation, molecular function: protein binding; L-methionine (R)-S-oxide reductase activity.